This is a messenger RNA of Lutra lutra (Eurasian river otter), 4780 nucleotides long. It is a transcript of the gene REELD1, whose product is annotated as reeler domain containing 1. The transcript has 6 exons. Gene Ontology annotation, molecular function: oxidoreductase activity, acting on metal ions. NCBI's taxonomy places the organism in Eukaryota, Metazoa, Chordata, Mammalia, Carnivora, Mustelidae. The record is from RefSeq and is a predicted model, not a curated record. The coding region runs from base 1 to 1581 and encodes 526 amino acids.
AUGAAGGUCUUGGCUGUCCUUGGAGGCUGGGCUUGGGCAGCCCUCUGCCUGGCUUCCUGCUCAGCUGCAUUUUCCCAUGGUGCCGGCUCAGGGGCCUGUGAGGACCUGCAGCCCAAACACAUUCAAGCCCAGCCUCAAGACCCAUGGACCCACCACGUCACCAUUCACACUGGUAGAUCUUCCUACUCACCGGGUGACACGGUUCCAGUGACUGUGAGGAGCAGUCGAGAUUUCAUGGGAUUUCUACUUCAGGCUCGAAGAGUGUUGGAUCACCAAAUAGCUGGCACUUUUGUUUUCAUGCCUCCUCAUUCCAAAGCAAUGGCUUGUUCUCAAGAGGCUGACACAGUCACCCACUCUGACAAGUCCCGGAAGAGAAACCUGUCCUUCGAGUGGAAGGCCCCUGCCCAGCCUGUGGGGGACAUCACAUUCCUUCUUUCAGUUGUCCAGUCAUAUUUCGUUUACUGGGAGAGGAUCGAAUCAUCUGUUGUGUCUCAACAGAUACACCUCGGAGUCCACACUGACCGUCGCGAGCAGCCCAGCUCACCCAUGCCAAACUCUGGCCAGAGUCGGGAGGCAACCGAGAGCUCCAUGCCAGCUUCCAGACCCCCCAGCGCUCUUCCUCAGCAACGUGCAAACAUCUUUGCUGUUGCUCCAACUGGAGCUGCAGAGGAUAACAGCUUAGAUCCCUUUCCUGCAAGUUUUUGGGUGACAGAGUUUCCUGGGGGUGUGGAGACUCUGUUCCAGUCAUCUUCACACACAGCUACUGCUGUCAGCAAUGGCCAGCAACCCAGAGGGGACAUCAACAGAAUCCUUGAGCCAUCCCUGGAUAUCCAUGGGAUGGAGAGACUCAUGGCUCUCAGGAGAUUCUUCUCAGAGGGCAUUGCUUCCAGCCCUAGCGCGCACCUCAGGACUCAGGAUGAUCCAAGCUUUGAUUCAUUGGAAACUUGCCUACCCUCAUAUAGGGAUGAACAGGACAAAAUGGAGUCCUCUAAUAGGACCGUGAUGAGGCCCCCUCUGUCUACUGCCCAUUUUACCUAUCCUCAGCACCUCUGGUUGUCUGAAGCACUUACUGACAAUGGGGCUGGGGCAGCUACCCCAACCCCUGUUUUCCCCCCAUCUGCCACUUCCAGGUCACCUGCUGCUGGAACCCAGUUAGAAACAUGGAGGCCUUCUCCCAGCUUCUUAACUCAGCCAAAGCGCAAGGAGCCCAGAGUAGGGGAGGAACAUGGUGGGAACAGAGUGGGAUACCCCAGGAAGACCAACCCAAGGCCUGAGGUUGGGCAAGAAGGAGCCAGUGCCCCUUCAGGGAUCCAGCUCAGGACUCCCCAGCUGGGAAUCCUGCUUUGCCUUUCUGCCACCUUGGGCAUGGCCCUGGCUGCUGGCCUCCGCUGCCUACACUACCAGUAUUGCCACAAACGGACAGAAGUGUCCUUCAGUGAGCCUGCGGGGGAUGCUGUUGCCAGGAGCGACGGUGGUGAGACAGUGCAUGUCAGGAAGAUCAGAGAGAACAGUUUUGUUUUGGUUGAAGCGGACUACAACUGGACCACGUCCUCUGUGGGUAGCGAGAAAACAGUGCUCUGAGCAGACCAUCGUCCUAGGCCUCUGAGUGGCCCUCCUCAGACCCUGCAGUGUCUCAGCCAGAACAGAGCUAAUGAGAAUAGCUGAUGAGGACAGGGAUUCGCUGUGCCCCCCACUCAGUGAGCAGUUAGUGGAGGAAGCUGGGAAAGGACAGUUUUAUCAACAGAGGGAGUUCUUCCCGAGCUUUGUUGUCUUAACAUCUGUAAUUUAGCUGCUUUUUUUCUAUUCACAAUUAGACGUUCUGUUUGAAGAGUUAAACUCAACACAAUGAAUAUUGUAUAACCUGCUCAUUAACUAGACUCCUGUGGCCACCAAGCUUCCUCUGUUGCCUUAAGGAACCUGCAGAAAUAGAAAUUUUGUCCCUCCUCAGUAUGUCAGCAUCAUCCCUUCUAACUCUUUGAAAAAAAGUAACGUUGAGGUUGUGUCUCUUACAAGAAAAAGAGCUGGAGCCUCAGUUUACCUCUCCAAACCGCCCCCAGAAGAAGUUUCAUUUUUAAAACUAGCCUUCAACACUGACUAGGUGAGUGCAAGGGUAUUCAGUCUACUUCGAAACUAGGAAGCCUGGCAAAUCCGCCUCGGAAAUUAAUCUGAAGCAAGAGAGUUUUCGAGAGCUUGAUGGAGCACAUCUGUGGGGGAACGCGUAUGUGCCGCAUAAACACCAGAGUGGGGUAAGCAAGCUUCUUCAUCAGGUGCAAAUGGAUCUGGGACUUCCUAUCCAUUUACACUUGAUGGGAGGCUUGUGAAUCCUAACAGCCAGCACACAUACUGCCUUUUGCCAAAGGUUAGGCUGGGAAAAAUCAUGAUGCCACACAGUCUGAAAAAGAGCCUUUACUCAUCUUUUCAGGGAGAAAAGGAAGACCACAUGUGAACAAAGACCAGAUCUUUCUACUGUCAUGAUUUAUGAAGAUCACUUUGACUUAGCCAAGUGUCCCAUAGAUGUUAUGUGAGGCCAAGACAACAGGUGUGAAUAGACCUUUUGAAUAUGUUCAUCUAAUAUGACACAUAGAAAUUGGCUGUCUUUUCAGAGGUAAACCUGUUACAGAAUCACAAAACAUUUUAAUGUGGAAACGAAAAACCACUAUAAAUUUGGAAAGGGUGUUUAUUUAUCAAGUACCUAACUUACACGGGUACUGUGCUAAAAACUUUGUGUACAUUUUCACAUUUAACUCUCACAAUAACUUAAUGCAGAAUAAGUUCCAUAAUUUGUUCAAGAGAGAGGGGCAUUUAUAACAUCUCAAUUCAACCACAAAAACAUUUUUUUUUUUUAAACUGGGUGUAUGGGGAAAGAGAUAAAUCCUGCUGUUUUUCCAGCCUCUUUUAGCUCAUAGGGCACUAAUUCCAAGACUGUUUCCUCCUGGAUCUGUCCCCUGGCUUCUGUCAAGUGCCUCAUUAGGAACAUGGAGACCUAGGUAAUUGUGUGUUCUCACAAUUAAGUGUAAGUGUUCUAGGAAUGUAAGUGUUCUCGGAAUACUGUGGAAAUAAGUGAAUGUACUAUACUCCACCAGCAGCCAGAGCUAUCCCUUCUACAUAUUCCUCCCUUCCUCAAUGAUCUCUUCCAUGAGAUGCAGCUGCCAAUAGAGAGUCCUGCUCUGGCCAACAAUAAAAAAAUUACUUCACAAUUGCCUGUGAAAUAAAUCACCCCCAACUCAGUCAUUUAAAACAGCCCCUAGCACCACCAUUCAUCGUCUUUCACAGUUUUGGGGUUGCCUGGGCUUGGCUGGGCAGUUCUUCUGCUCUAUGUUCUGUUCAGUGGGCUGGAACACCCGAGCCGACUUGCUCGCGUGACUGGCAGUUGGUGCUGGCUGCUGACUGGGGCUCAGCCAGGCCCCAUGAGCGUGGGCAGAAAUUUCUUCCUUCUCUUCAUGGCUUCUUAUAGCACCGUUCCCAGAGGGGUGUUCCAAGCAGAAAAAAAAACCAGAAGUUGAGAGUGGGGGGAGCUUUUCAGGCCUACCCUUGGAAGUAACAUGGUUUCACUUCUGCCACUUCCCAGUGGUUACAGGAAGUCAAGAGCUAGCCUCCUUCUUCAAAGGAAGGGCAGUGGAUUUGGCUUUCGGAUGGGCGAAGUGGCAAAGGAUUUGAAGCUCUCUUUAAUUCUCCACCUCUCUAGUUAGACUGCUGGCCUUUCAUGGGGCUUCUCUGAGUGUAAAAGGAGGGGCUGUUCAUCCCCAGGAGGAGCCCUGGGUCACCUUCCCCGCAAAGCAUCGAAGGGGGUGAGGGAAAUCUCAGGGUCAGGCAUUUCCUCUUUGUUAGCUCCCUGGGGCAAAAUAGUGAAGUGUGGCGGAAGAGUAAGCCAGACCUCUGAGUCUCUGCUUCCUCAUCAGAGAAAACAGAAUUCUUUACCGCUUUCAGUUGUCGGGAAGAGUAAACGCACGUUCAACCUUUAGCCAGCUAUGACUAACUACUUAAUGUCCCCUUGCAGCUGCAACACUAUCUUUAAAUCUAGUCCCUUUAGAGAAACUCUGUGACCACCCAAAAUGUUAUUCCCUUUCCAUGACAGCUUCUCUCCUGUGGCCCCCCUCUCCUGCCCAGCAAAUGGAGGUGGUCCCCGCACGAGUUGUCAUGGUCGCCACUGGCUACAACUCCUGCUGGGGGUCAGACAUUUUUGCGGAGACAUUCUGAAGAAACUCUUCUUCAGCAGGGGCAGUGGAGUCCAUAGACCUGCCUUCAGGAGACAUAAAACCCCUCUGUUACUGUGAACUUGAAGGUCCUCUAAGCCUGGCUUCAGAGAAGCCCCAGAGGGGAGCCAGUAGGAAGUGUUAACCUCAAGGCAUUUACUAAAGCACAAAGCCAUUACAAGUUUAAAAAAAAAAAAAAAGGCAAAGGAUUCAAAUGCAACAUCUUAACAUAGCUUUUUUGUUUUGUAGGAACAGCUACAGAACUGCUCUAUAAGCCAUUUCUUCCAGAAGGGGGUUUAGGCUAAAUAGACAUUUAAGGGAAAAGAACAGAAAAACAAUUGCUGAAAACUAUAUUUUCAAAACUCUUUGUAUUUCAAACAAAUUGAUUGUGUUAAUAACCGCAGAUCCACAGUAGGGGUGAGCCUCAACCUUUAUAUGUUGGGAGGCUAUCUCUGAUUUUUCUCAUUGAUUUCUCCCCUUGGAUACAACACUUUUGCUAACUCGCAACUUAAUGCUCGACUAUAGUCUGACUGAGUUAUCCCACUGUUGAGGCUGUCUGGAUUUUAAUUUGCUGUGACAAUGUUUGU